This is a messenger RNA of Colletotrichum tamarilloi, 1185 nucleotides long. Its product is annotated as beta-lactamase. Bases 1 to 1185 code for a protein of 394 amino acids. The record is from RefSeq and is a predicted model, not a curated record. Lineage: Eukaryota; Fungi; Ascomycota; Sordariomycetes; Glomerellales; Glomerellaceae. The transcript has a single exon.
AUGGCCGAGACACACGGAACAUGCGAGGCCAAGUUCCAGGGCGUUCGCGAUAAGUUCAGUGAACUCUUGGGAUCUGGAGUCGAGCUCGGUGCAUGUCUCACUGUCACCAUCGACGGCGAGGACGUUGUCAACUUGUGGGGAGGUUACGCUGACGCCAAUCGCACCCGCCCCUGGAAGGAGGACACCAUCGUCAACGUUUUCUCCACAACAAAAACCAUUUGCGCGCUCGCAGGCCUCAUUCUCAUCAACGAGGGCGAGAUUUCGCCCUAUGACAAAGUCUCAAAAUACUGGCCCGAGUUCGCAGCCAACGGCAAGGAGAAUGUCGAGGUCCGCCAUCUUCUGUCCCACAGCUCGGGUGUGGCGGCGUUCGAAGACCCCAUUACCCUCCAAGAGAUGUCCGACUCAUAUGAGGAGGUCAUUUCCAGGCUCGAAAAGCAGCCGGCCCGCUGGGAGCCCGGAACGAAGUCUGGAUAUCACGCCUGGACCUACGGCUACUUGAUCGGAGAGCUGGUGCGCCGAAAGACGGGACUGACUCUCACGGAGUUCGUCUCUCAAAGGAUCGCAGGGCCCCUUGGUGCCGAUAUGCAAAUCGGAGCAAAGGAGAAAGAUUGGCCUCGCGUCGCAGAGCUGAUUCCCCCGCCGGCCCCUCCAGCCCACAUUAUGCCUGAACAAGACGAGGACCCCGACUCUCUGAAGCACAAGAUGCUCCAUCCGUUCCCGGAUCCUAGCUUCGCAAACACUGAGCCGUGGAAGAAGGCUGAGAUUGCCGCAGCAAACGGCCACGGCAACAGCAAGGCUUUGGCGAUGAUUUGGUCCAAGUACCUUACGAUUGGUGAUGAGAGCAAGAGACUCUUGUCUCAGAAGACGAUCGACCUUAUCUACAACGAGCAGACGUACGGUCCCGAUCUGUGCAUGGGAUUCCCCGUUCGCUACGGAAUCGGCAUGGGUCUCAGAGGCAAUGGCAACACGCCGGUGGACUCCUGGUUCCCGGAAGGGAAGAUCUGCUUCUGGGGUGGCUGGGGUGGAUCGAUGCUCAUCAAUGAUCUUGAUCGUCGGAUCACCAUUGCCUAUGCGAUGAACAAGAUGUCGCUUGGUUCUGCAGGCAACGAGGCUGUGUAUGCCUACGUUGCUGAAAUUUACAAGGCACUGGGCGUUCCCUUAGGAACCCCUAACGCUCAAGCCUAA